Seminavis robusta is the source of this 1202-nucleotide messenger RNA. The record is from the annotation of a GenBank genome assembly. NCBI's taxonomy places the organism in Eukaryota, Bacillariophyta, Bacillariophyceae, Naviculales, Naviculaceae.
ACUUGUAGACUUCACUCCGUUUACUGCAGCAACAACACCUCGAUCAACAACCAACAACACAACAACUCUCAGCAGCCUUAUGCAGUAUCUACCUCCCCUCCACCCCUGUCGCAAUAGCAAGCAAAACUAAAUAACACUAAUGGACAACUACAAGACGAUCAAGGCCCUUGGCCAGGGCACAUGGGGAGUAGUUUAUAUGGCGGAACAAAAGGACACGGGUCUGAUUGUAGCCAUUAAAAAGAUCAAAGCCAAGAAACAAGAAGAAGGCGUCGAUUUCACGGCCGUGCGAGAAAUCAAGCUGCUGCGCGAUUUUCGACACGAGAACAUUAUUCGCUUGGUCGAUGUAUUUGCGACUCCCGACAUGGCCGUGGCGCUGGUGUACGAAUGUGCACAUACCGAUCUCGAAAAGAUUUUAAAGAAUCUCUCCAUUCCCUUGUCCAUGGCCGAUAUCAAACAGCACAUACGAACUCUGCUGGUGGCCGUGGCGGCCUGUCACGAACGAUGGAUUCUACACAGAGAUCUCAAACCGGAUAAUAUGCUCUUUCUCAAAGAUGGGACCAUGAAGUUGGCAGAUUUUGGAUUGGCCAGAUUGUACGGGACACCCAAGACGCACCUGUCACCACAAGCUAUCACACUGUGGUACAAACCACCCGAGUUGUUAAUGGGAGCCUACGAAUACUCGUCUGCCGCCGACAUGUGGUCCGUCGGAUGCAUCUUUGCCGAGCUCUUGUUGCGGCGGCCCUUUCUGCCAGGACAAAAUUCAGACAUUGCACAACUCGACAAAAUAUUCACCGUUUUUGGAACGCCCAAUGAAACCAAUUGGCCCGACUACAAUACACUGCCGUUGCCUUGUCGAGGAUUGACAUGGGACUCGGUACCCGCUAUUCCCUUUGAUGAAAUCUUUACCGCCGCACCCAAAGAUGCCAUUUCACUGCUACGAUCCAUCAUGGUGCUAGACCCCAACAAUCGAUUUUCUGCGUCGCAGGCAUUGAGUCAUCCAUACUUCACCAUUGAUCCACCACCGACGCCCAAAGAGAACUUGAUCUUGUCGUCGUAGGUAUAUUUUAGUUGAGUCUAACUAGCCCACGAUCAAUCAAUCAAUCAAUCAAUCAAUCACACAUUAUUGCGGUGGUCUGAUAUACAAUCUAGCCAGUAAUAUCCUUCUUGCUUUUCUAACUGUAGACUUGACUUGUCUUGCCUUC